CUUGUGAACUUUCCGUGAACGCGCGGGCUUAUGUUUACUACUCUUCCUGUACCUGCAUCAUUUGCUUACCCCUAUAUCUGCAUCCUUAUAUCACUCCCAAAUCUCCCCUAAGCCAAUCUGUUUCUCUCAUCCCUGGCUCUCUCUAUUGAUGGAAAAAGGAAUGGCCUUCCUUGCUGAAUUCAGGGUCCUUAUAAGUAUCGUUCUGGUAUUAAUCCUUGUUUCUUCUGCUUCUAGUCAUAAGAAUAAUCAUCAUUAUUGUCCCCCUUCUUCCUGUGGCAAUAUCUCCAACAUCAGCUAUCCAUUUCGACUAACAGGUGAUCCAUCAAAUUGUGGAGACCAAAGGUAUGAGCUCUCAUGUGAUGACAAUAACCAUACAUUAUUAUAUUUACAUGAUAGUAAAUACUAUGUAAACCAAAUCAAUUACAGUGACUAUACAAUUCGAAUUGUAGACUCAAGUAUUCAGGAGGAUAAUUACUCCUUCAUCCCUCGUUAUUUUCUAAAUAAUGAUAAUUUCAGUAUAUUGUUGCCGGACUGGGUUUAUUCUGUAGAAGUUGUGGUUGUUGUGAACUGUGAAAAGCCAGUGACUUCGCAUUUCGGUUUAAAUUUCAUCACGACUUCUACGAAUUGUUCUAAUACAUAUAAUGGAUUUGGGCCUUCUUCCAACUCUUCUUUAUCUCAAUAUUCCAAACGGUACAUAUAUCUUAUUGUUGGCUAUGGAGUGGAUGUGAUGAAUGUGGAGGAGUCGUGCACGAUAGAGCAAAUGUCUCUGACAUCGUGGCCAGGACUAAUUGAUGCUGAUCAUCCUAUUAAUAUUUCCACAUGUAACCUCCGCAAUUUAUUCUCAUAUGGUUUUGUGCUUUCAUGGCACGGACUUUAUUGUGGAAGCUGCAGCAAAUACGAUAGUUGCGAAAUCAGCAACGAUAAUCAAGUUUAUUGCAAACGAUUGGGAAAUACUUUCGUUCGUUUCUUAGUAGAACAUGCCGAAACUGUAGCUUAUUAUACUGGAUUGUUAUGGCUCAACGACCGAUUAACCAAAGUACGACUCGCACCAUUUUAUACACUUCCUAAUUUGGCAGCUUUAUUGAUUGGAUUACUUCUCGAAUGGCGUCUUCCAAUUAGUGUAUUAGGCACUCCAUUUGUGAUUGCAUUUUUGAUAUAUAAAUGGCGACGGAGGCACUUAUCCAUGUACAACAAUAUCGAAGAAUUUUUGCAAGGCCAAAAUAACCUCAUUCCAAUAAGGUACUCAUUCUCAGAAAUUAAGAAGAUGACCAAAGGUUUUAGAGAAAUAUUGGGUGAAGGAGGAUAUGGCACUGUAUUUAAAGGAACACUUCGAAGUGGACGUCUUGUAGCAGUAAAGGUGUUAAGUCAAUCAAAAGCAAAUGGGCAAGAUUUUAUCAAUGAAGUGGCAACCAUUGGAAGGAUCCAUCAUGUGAAUGUAGUGCAACUCAUCGGUUUUUGUGUUCAUGGUUCAAAGCGUGCCCUUAUAUAUGAGUUCAUGCCUAACGGAUCUCUAAACAAACACAUUUUUUCAUCAGAGACAAAUAUCCUCAACUACGAUAAAACAUAUGAUAUUGCUUUAGGAGUGGCUCGUGGGAUUGAUUAUUUACAUCAAGGAUGUGACAUGCAAAUCUUACAUUUCGACAUUAAGCCUCACAACAUUCUCCUCGAUGAGAAUUUGAACCCCAAGGUUUCGGAUUUUGGCUUAGCAAAAUUGUACCCUGUGGAAGAUAGUAUUGUUCCUUUGACUCAUGCAAGAGGAACGUUAGGAUACAUGGCUCCUGAAAUGGUUUACCAAAAUAUUGGAGGCGUUUCAUAUAAAGCUGAUGUCUAUAGCUUUGGAAUGUUGUUGAUGGAAAUGGCAAGUAGAAGAAAGAACUUGAAUGCAUUUACUGAACAUUUAAGCCAAAUUUACUUCCCCACUUGGAUAUAUGAUCAAUUGCAUGAUGGAAAGAAUAUAGAAAUACAAGAUGCUACUGAAGAUGACAGAAAAAUAUGUAAGAAGAUGAUGAUAGUCGCAUUAUGGUGCAUACAAUUGAAGCCUACCGAUCGUCCAUCAAUGAACAAAGUCGUCAAAAUGCUUGAAGGAGAUGUUGAAUGCUUACAAGUUCCUCUCAAGCCUCUCCAUCCAUCACCAAAUAGAGAGAUAAAGGGUGCUAGAGAUAAUUCAAAUCAAGUUUCAUCGUCAAUUCAGUCACACCAUCCUUAGUACUUGGAAAGUUUGAUUUGGAAGCUUAAAGCGAAAUGGUACGUGACAGACGAGAACAAAAUGACGGUGGAUCCAAUAACCGAAGAGAGAAAGAUCAUUCGUUGGACGGAGGACACAUGUUGGUGGAUGCAAUCCAUCAAAUGAUUAAAACACUAAAACAACAACAUGAGUUGUUUCUUACACAAAAUCAACAACAUGACGACACAUUUAGAGAUUCCAAAGGCACAUGUUAUUAUAUAGGAAAAUGAUAAACUUACUUCUUAUUAACAACUUGUAUACUACUAUAUAAUAAAAUAAUAUUAUUUUAAA
Messenger RNA from Carya illinoinensis, 2515 nucleotides. Its product is annotated as rust resistance kinase Lr10-like. The record is from RefSeq and is a predicted model, not a curated record. Gene Ontology annotation, molecular function: polysaccharide binding; protein kinase activity; ATP binding. Lineage: Eukaryota; Viridiplantae; Streptophyta; Magnoliopsida; Fagales; Juglandaceae. Gene Ontology annotation, biological process: protein phosphorylation. The coding region runs from base 149 to 2206 and encodes 685 amino acids. The transcript has 7 exons.